Mizuhopecten yessoensis (Yesso scallop) is the source of this 721-nucleotide messenger RNA. Its product is annotated as RNA polymerase II elongation factor ELL-like. NCBI's taxonomy places the organism in Eukaryota, Metazoa, Mollusca, Bivalvia, Pectinida, Pectinidae. The record is from RefSeq and is a predicted model, not a curated record. Gene Ontology annotation, cellular component: transcription elongation factor complex. Gene Ontology annotation, biological process: positive regulation of transcription elongation by RNA polymerase II; snRNA transcription by RNA polymerase II. Gene Ontology annotation, molecular function: cis-regulatory region sequence-specific DNA binding. The annotation marks the transcript as partial. The transcript is spliced from 4 exons.
AAACGAUCCAGUGAAUCUUUCCCAGAUCUACUUCCAUCCAAAAAACAGCGCAUCUCCCACGCCACGGCCAAACCGAAGAAAGAAAACAAGCCUUUGAUUGGUGAGGUCCUCAAACGUGACCAACACCUCACUGUCAACGGCCAAGACCACUCACACAAAAAGGAAAAUAUUGAUGAGCGAGUCCAAGUCGCCACAUCCACCUCUGACAAUCCUGAUUAUAUGAAUACAUACCACCCGAUCUCCACUGCUGAGCAGCGUCAACGCUACAAACAGGAGUUUAAUACCGAGUACGAGGAGUACAGAGGGUUACACAUGAAUGUAGAAAAAGUGUCGAAGAAGUUCAUGGACUUCGAGGUCAUGCUUAAAAAAGCAGAACCUGGAUCAGAUAAUUAUGAGAAUUUGAAGAACAAGAUUCGAAAGGAAUACAAACUGCAAAAAAGUGAUGUAAAAUACAUUGAUCAAAAGAAGCGGUUUGACUAUUUACACAAGAAACUUGGCUUCAUAAAACAGCUGAUCCUCGAGUACGAUCGUCUGCAGACAAGUGGGGACUCCUAAUGAAGGCUAAAACCUUCUAAUAUUGCUCAAAUCUGGUCUCCGUACACUUUGGAUUAUGUGAUCUCCAUCUCUGAGAUGGAAGACCUGGCUCGCCUCAGGACCUGGUAAUUAGAUCUGUGCAACAGCUGUCGAUGUAAAGCUAUGCUCGAUUUCUGACUGAGAAAGA